AUGGAAAAUUUUGACUGGCUAAAAUUUUAUACUAAAUGUUUUCCAUGUGAUGGCAACAAUAUUGAUAUUCUAGAAAGUCCUCAAUUAUUCUAUGAAACAUUAAAAGAAAAGAUUAAAAGUUCAAAUAAACGUAUUGUUUGGUCAUCUCUUUAUUUGGGUACUGGAAAAAUGGAAAAAGAAUUAGUCGAAGCCCUUUUAGAUAGAUGUCAAUGGCACAAGCUCAAUAAAUCUUCUUUCAACCUCCUUAUAUUGAUCGAUUAUCUGCGCGGUUCCAGACCUGUUAAAAACAUCCACAGGGAAACCCAAAAUGACUAUAACAAUUUAUUUGUAACAGGUACAGGGAGAAACGACUUUUUCAAUUUACAAAAUUCCAAGGACGUCCAAAAAAUAUCCCCGAAAUACAUAUUCGGCGAUGAUGAGAGAAAAAAAUCGCGGUAUUCCUCCGUUGUUAUAACGUUCCCUUCCCUCAUGUCAAACCUUACAAUCACGAGCCGAGAUAUGUUAUUACCUCUCAUAAAACGAUACCCCGAGAUUGCCAGUGUUUACCUGUACCAAUCUCCCAAAUUUACUUUUUUCAAAAAAAUAUUUCUAUCUGGUUCCUUCCGCGAAAUAGCCGGUUUAAACCACGUCAAGGCCUACAUUUUCGAUGACGAUAUUUUAAUAUCUGGCGCAAAUCUGAGCGAAUCUUAUUUUACUGACCGGCAAGAUCGUUACAUCCUCAUCCGCAAUUGUAAAGACAUAUGCGAUCACCUGGAAAUUUUUAUCAGAUUGCUCUGCAAAUUUUCUUCCCACAGACUCCUACCUGAUGACACGACCUGCAACAUGAUUAAACUUUCAAGACAACUAUCUAGACGUGGCCGAAGAUCGCGCGCGCAUAAAGGGGCAACAGGAAGCGAUUUGGAUAAAGGCGAUGAAGGGAUAGAUGAAAAGGUGUGGGAUAAUGAUGAUGAUAAUAAUCUUAAAAACGCGAAAAUCGACGAGCUUAGCGAGGAAAGCCUUUAUUUUCGUAAACAUUUUUACGGGAAAAACGGAGAAUUAGGGUUCAAAAUUAAACAACAUUUCGGCGGUUAUCAAUUCGAAAAAUGGCUACGAAACGAAAUAUCAAAUAUGCGUAACGAAAAACUUGCAUCAAAAGUGAAACGCGAAUCAAGCAAAAAUUCUAAUACAAUGGAAGAUCCUUUAAUUGAUAAACCGGUAAAAUAUGCUCCGAUUACGAUUACAAAAAAAUUUGUUAAUGGCCAACUAAAAGUCGCCUCCACAUGUUUAGACAACCACUCGAAGUCCAACAAUGACGGGAAGAAAUACGAUACCUACAUAUACCCCCUCAUACAAGCCCAACCUCAUGGGGUCGAUUGUGACCACGCCUGCAUGAUAAAUUUUUUCCAAACAAUCGAUUCCGGGAGCAGGCUUUGGUUGGCCACCGGUUACUUUAACCUCGUUCCCGUUUAUUCUGACAUUCUUUUAGAUAGAUAUAAAGAUAAAGAUAAAAGCCGAGAAGAUCCGCAUUUUAAAAGUUUUAAAAGACAUAUCAAACGGGACAAAGAUGACAUAAUACCCUUCUAUCGUAAAGAUAAUAGGGCUCUCUAUGCAACCAAUAUUCUCCUAGCUUCUCCUCAAGCCAACGGGUUUCACGGGGGCAAGGGUUUAAAGAAAUACGUUCCUCUGAUAUACAGUUACGCGGCUCACCUAUUCUACAAUAAAAUACACGAACCACCUAACAAGGAUAGACUUUUCGAAAGGGGUUUUGGCGAUAGCAAAUACUCUUGCAUUCAAAUUUGGAACAAAAUUUUUAAAAAAAAUUAUAGCUCAUCUACUAGCACGAAUUCCGACAAUCGCCUAUCCUUAAAAUCUCCUCUAAUUUCACGGAUUAGAAACGAUGAUGAUGAUUCGCAUAAUUCUAAGCAAAUAACUCUUUGGGAGUACGAAAGAAUAGGCUCGACCUACCACGCCAAAGGUCUAUGGUUAUACUCGGCUUUGGAAAGGUACCCAGCUUUCACUAUCUUCGGCUCAUCAAAUUUCGGAUAUCGAUCAGUGCAUCGCGACGUCGAGUUGCAAAUUGCUGUAUUUACCACAAACACUAAAUUAAAACGAAAAUUGCACAAGGAAUUAGACAAUAUCAUUGAAUACACCUCCGAGGUAAACGAACAAACAUUUUUAGUCGAAGAACGCAAAAUUCCAUUUUGGCUCAAAAUUUUAUAUAGAAUCAUGAGAUCAUAUUUUUAGUCUUUAUUAAAUAUGAAAAAAAUAUUUAUAUGGGUGCCGCACCCGUUUUUCUUUAACUGAAAAAGUCUUCUUUAUAAAAUUAUUUUUUGAUUGGUUUUAUAGGAUCCGUUUUAAUCUCUCCGAUAUAUAUAGUUCAAUUACCCAUUUACGC
Molecule: messenger RNA, 2374 nt
Organism: Gordionus sp. m RMFG-2023
Lineage: Eukaryota; Metazoa; Nematomorpha; Gordioida; Chordodea; Parachordodidae
Product: CDP-diacylglycerol--glycerol-3-phosphate 3-phosphatidyltransferase, mitochondrial-like
Exons: 15
Coding region: 1-2223 (740 amino acids)
Biological process (GO): cardiolipin biosynthetic process
Cellular component (GO): mitochondrion
Molecular function (GO): CDP-diacylglycerol-glycerol-3-phosphate 3-phosphatidyltransferase activity
Source: RefSeq, a predicted model, not a curated record